Coniophora puteana RWD-64-598 SS2 is the source of this 1066-nucleotide messenger RNA. Its product is annotated as guanine nucleotide binding protein beta subunit. The transcript has 5 exons. The record is from RefSeq and is a predicted model, not a curated record. Gene Ontology annotation, molecular function: ribosome binding; protein kinase C binding; translation regulator activity. The coding region runs from base 37 to 981 and encodes 314 amino acids. Gene Ontology annotation, biological process: rescue of stalled cytosolic ribosome; positive regulation of protein phosphorylation. Lineage: Eukaryota; Fungi; Basidiomycota; Agaricomycetes; Boletales; Coniophoraceae. Gene Ontology annotation, cellular component: cytosol; nucleus.
GGGUAUAGCACGCUCCCCUCACUCGUCGUCGACACCAUGGCCGAACAACUGCGCUUCCUGGGUUCCCUGCCUGGCCACAAGGGCUGGGUCACCGCCAUUGCCACUUCUUCCGAAAAUCCGGAUAUGAUCCUCACCGCGUCCCGCGACAAGACGAUCAUCGUCUGGCAGCUCACCCGCGAUGAGGACACGUACGGAUACCCCAAGCGCAUUCUCCACGGCCACAACCACUUCGUCUCGGACAUCGUCAUCUCGUCCGACGGCCAGUUCGCCCUCUCAUCAUCCUGGGACCACACUCUCCGCCUCUGGGACCUCAACACCGGCCAGACGACACGUCGCUUCGUUGGCCACACCUCGGACGUUCUCUCUGUCAGCUUCAGUGCUGACAACCGUCAGAUCGUCUCUGGCUCGCGCGACAAGACCAUCAAGCUUUGGAACACCCUUGGCGAGUGUAAAUUCGACAUCAAGGAUGAGGGCCACACCGAGUGGGUCUCGUGCGUCCGCUUCUCCCCCAACGUCAUGAACCCUGUUAUCGUUUCCUGUGGCUGGGACAAGGUCGUCAAGGUCUGGGAACUCUCCAAGUUCAAGCUGAAGACCAACCACUACGGCCACACCGGCUACAUUAACACCAUCUCCGUGUCUCCCGAUGGCUCGCUUGCUGCUUCCGGUGGCAAGGAUGGCAUCACCAUGCUCUGGGACCUCAACGAGGGCAAGCACCUCUACUCCCUUGAGGCCGGUGACAUUGUCAACGCCCUCGUCUUCUCCCCCAACCGCUAUUGGCUGUGCGCAGCCACCGCAAGCUGCGUCAAGAUCUUCGACCUUGAGAGCAAGUCGAUCGUCGACGAGCUCAAGCCCAGUUUCACCGAUGUCGGCUCGAACUCGAAAGAGCCCGAGUGUGUCUCAAUCGCUUGGUCAGCAGAUGGCCAGACGCUGUUCGGUGGUUUCACCGACAACCUCGUCCGCGUCUGGACCGUCACAUCCUAAAAUCCCCGCGGGGAACUGUAUUAGUGGCGGAUGUAUGCUUUACUUCUGUAGUCACAGGCAUUUCUUUGCAUCUCUUAGCAUCAAG